AUUAGUAUUGCAUAUACUUGAUGCAUUUUCAUUAUUCUGUAUAAAUCUAAUAUAUCUAUCACGUGGUUACACUCAUUCUACUUGCAAAAUCUGUUGGCUCCUCUUUAAGAAUAAAUAAUCUUUCGCCAGCUGUUUUCAAUAUGUCAAGACAUCUAAAAUUCAUGAGCUUCAACGUAAGGUCAACUCAGUUUGGUUCUUUAUUUUUGAAGGAGUAUGUUGUUGACUGUGCUGUCGAUAUUCUGGGUCUCAGUGAGACUUGGCUAACUCCAGACGUUGAUACCUCUUCAGUAUCAAUGUUAUUCGUUAGAGCAGAUCGAAAUAGCAGAGGUGGAGGCGUCGCGUCUUAUGUGAGAAAUGGUAUUGCCUUCAAAAUAUUGCACUCUAAUAUCACCACAGUAUUGGAAGCAUAUUGGAUCUCUGUAAAGGUUAAUACACGCAAAUAUUGUGUAGGUGUAGUCCACCGUCCACCAUCGGUAAACGUUCAUGAUUGUUUUCAUUAAUUAACUGAGCCUUUAGCCAACUUUUCACUCGAUAAUGAUUACGCAAUUCUCAUGGGCGAUUUUGAUAUUAAUGUUUUAGUGAACGACGGCUGACCCGAGAUAUUUAGCUGUUUUUUGGGUCCUUUGAUCUUUCCCAGUUAGUAAAAUAGCCCACCCGCUAUAGACUUGCUCAUGUUACCUCUGCUGAUAUAAUAGGUAGUUAUGAAGUUGUUGAUGUAGCUGGAAUAUCUGAACAUCUGGCCUCAAUAUUAUAUGUAGAUGCAUCGGAGAAACCUAUGUAAGCUGAGGACGUAUCAUGAUUACUCACCUUU
Molecule: messenger RNA, 811 nt
Organism: Acanthoscelides obtectus
Lineage: Eukaryota; Metazoa; Arthropoda; Insecta; Coleoptera; Chrysomelidae
Source: the annotation of a GenBank genome assembly